AUGAAUCGUGUUCUAUUGGGAAUAGUUGUUCUAUCCAUAACCGUAUCUGGAAUAAUCAUAGACAGCGAUUACAAUGUAUCAUCAGAUGAAGAUGAUCAUCCAACAAGAGGCUCAAAAAAGAAUUGUACACGUGAUACACAAAUUAUUGAUAGAUUACUCAAUGGCACUGGAUAUAACAAAUAUCGAAUUCCAAAUGACGGAGUAAAGGUUUCAGUAGAGUUCUGGAUACAAGCCAUUACAUCUAUUAAUGAGAUUACAAAUGAUUUUGAGAUGGAUAUUUACAUCAAUGAGCAAUGGCUUGAUCCGGCUCUCAAUUUUGAGACGAUGUCACCAUGUAAAGCUAACUUGUCCCUCAGUCAUCAGGUACUUGAACGACUAUGGACACCCAAUAGCUGCUUUAUCAAUAGUAAAUUUGCCGAAAUUCAUGAUUCACCUUUCAAAAAUGUUUUUCUCAUGUUGUAUUCUAAUGGAACUGUAUGGGUUAACUAUCGUGUAAAUGUCAAAGGGCCAUGUGCUUUAUCAUUAGAACUAUUUCCAUUAGAUAUUCAAGAAUGUUUCUUAAUAUAUGAAAGUUUUAACUAUAACAAUCAAGAAGUUCAAAUGAGAUGGUCCAAACGUGAUCCAUCACCCGUGUAUACAAUUGCUCCAAUUGUACUGCCGGAUUUCGAUUUGAUAAAAGUGAAACCUUCCCGAGUCACAGAGCCUUAUCCAGCGGGAAUGUGGGAUGAACUGCAUGUUCGGCUAACAUUCGAACGACGCCAUAUUUGGUACUUUAUGCAAGCUUAUCUACCAACCUAUUUGACAAUCUUCAUAAGUUGGAUAUCCUUCUCAUUGGGCCCUAAAGCCAUUCCUGCGAGAACGAUGUUAGGAGUUAAUGCUUUACUUGCUAUGAUCUUUCAAUUCGGAAAUAUUAUGAGAAAUCUGCCACGAGUUUCAUAUAUAAAAGCGAUUGACGUUUGGAUGCUAGUUUCAAUGACAUUCAUAUUCAGUAGUCUACUUGAACUAGCCAUAGUGGGGAGCAAAGUGAAGAACGAAGAAUGUAUGAAAAAACGACGAAUUUCAACCUGUCACAAAAAGCAUAUUCAACAAAUUGAUACAUUUGAAUCAUCAUCAGCAGGUCUAUGUAGAUAUGAGAAACGCUUUAUGUUGCCAAUUGAAAGAACAAAAUCAAAUUGGAGACGAUACAUCAACUUCGAUUGGUUUUGGGAUAUAAUCAAUUGGCCUCCGGAAAAGAUUGAUCAAGUCUCUAGUCUUCUAUUUCCAGCCACAUUUGCAAUAUUCAAUAUUGUCUAUUGGUCAUAUUACUAUCAAAAGAAGUUAUCACAAAUUGCUCAAAUGAAUAAAUGA
This is a messenger RNA of Auanema sp. JU1783, 1347 nucleotides long. The record is from the annotation of a GenBank genome assembly. NCBI's taxonomy places the organism in Eukaryota, Metazoa, Nematoda, Chromadorea, Rhabditida, Rhabditidae.